CUUAUCUUGUAACUCAACCAUGCUUCACAGAAGCAGUCUGGGGAAGCCAAACGCUCCAAAGACUUGCGAUGCAGCUUCAAUAUUUUAACCAAUUACCUAGAGUAAAUGAAGAAAUAGAGAAGGAUUGUUGUGGUAUUGGCUCAGAUUUUGGACUUUUCAAGUCUGUAGAAGUAAAAAAAGACCAGUCUUCUUGUGUCAAUUGGAGGGGGAGAAGAGCAGCGGUUUUGAUAUGCCUCUUUGAAGGUCAAGAUGGUGAAUUACGAGUUAUUCUUACAAAGAGAUCCAUGAAAUUGUCAUCUCACCCAGGGGAUGUAGCAUUACCAGGUGGGAAAGUGGAGGAAGGAGAUGCAGAUGACUCUGCUACUGCCUUAAGAGAAGCCAAGGAAGAGAUUGGCUUGGAACCUAAUCUAGUUCAAGUUGUUGCCACUUUGGAGACUUUUAUUUCCCAGCACUUGCUCAAGGUCGUCCCUGUUGUAGGCUUACUUGCUAGGAAAGGAGAUUUCAAACCUUCACUCAACAUUGAUGAAGUUGAUGCUAUUUUUGAUGUUCCACUAGAGAUGUUUCUCAAGGAAGAUAAUCAUAGAUGUGAAGAAAGGGAGUGGAUGGGUGAGAAAUACAAUCUUCAUCUUUUUGAUUUCAAAUCAGAGCAAGGGGUUUUUCUCAUAUGGGGUUUAACAGCAAGCAUUCUUAUUCAUGCCGCAUCUGUAAUCUACCAGCGGUCUCCAUUUUUCAAAGGGCACCUCCUUGACUUUCAACAGUUGCAAAGAUCACUGCAUCAUAUUCUAGCAUAACAUGUACAUAUAUGUGUUGCAGUAUAAUAUGCAUGUCACUUAAAAAGUGACACUGGAAAUAUAGUAAGCGAGAAGGUAUUUCAUACAUAGUGUUAGAUAUAUUAUGACUCAAAUCAUGAAUUGUAGGCUUAUGUACCUGUAGAACAAACAUAUUAACCUCAGGUUAGUUUAUAGUUAGCCUAGGGUUAGUCAAAUAUACUCUGAAAUAUAAAUCCUAUAUUGAGUUCAUUGUAACACAAGUACUUAAUAUAAUAUGUAGUUGUCAAUGACUUUCUCAUUGUGGACAUAGGUCAUUAGGUAGAACCACGUAAAUCUUUGUGUGUGGUCAAACCAGUUAAACUUUUGUGUGUGCUUUUCUUUUUCAUACUUAUUUGCUCA
Messenger RNA from Quercus robur (English oak), 1169 nucleotides. RefSeq names its product nudix hydrolase 15, mitochondrial-like. The transcript has 4 exons. Lineage: Eukaryota; Viridiplantae; Streptophyta; Magnoliopsida; Fagales; Fagaceae. Gene Ontology annotation, molecular function: acetyl-CoA hydrolase activity; coenzyme A diphosphatase activity. The record is from RefSeq and is a predicted model, not a curated record. Gene Ontology annotation, biological process: coenzyme A catabolic process. Bases 69 to 791 code for a protein of 240 amino acids.